Cantharellus anzutake is the source of this 858-nucleotide messenger RNA. RefSeq lists its product as uncharacterized. NCBI's taxonomy places the organism in Eukaryota, Fungi, Basidiomycota, Agaricomycetes, Cantharellales, Hydnaceae. The record is from RefSeq and is a predicted model, not a curated record. The coding region runs from base 1 to 858 and encodes 285 amino acids. The transcript is spliced from 3 exons.
AUGAGUCCCAAGACAGUAUCGACAGGCACCUAUAACUUUCUGUAUAUUCCCAUCAUAUUGCCGAGAACUUUGGUGAAACGCUUUCUUCCUCCAAGCGUCUCUAGUAUCUCGCCUUCCCCUUUUUGGGACUCGUCUGCAAUCCAGAAUGACUGCGGUCUUCGGCUCAGUGAAAACGACCACGUUGUAGUGUUUCAAAUUGGGCGUCAGUAUAAGACGGGUACAUGGAUUGCCAAGUUUGACUUCCAAGAGGCUAAGCUUGAAAUACCAUACUUAAAUCACCCAGCACUGGACCCUUCGUCGACAGGGCGCUUUCCCUUCCUUUUCAAACAAACUGUCAUGUUUGACAGUUCAUUGAUGAAAUACGCCUCCCGCUACAUUGUUGGCUUGCGUUCGCUCCUCACAAAAAAUGACCCCUGGAACUUUCCCGAGCCCAUCGAUAAGUAUAAUAGUACCGAAAUUCAGAGAGGCGAAAUAGUGGACAUAUUAAAGCUGGAAGUUCAAUACGGGACAAAGGAUUCCGAUUCAGAAUCCGCACGCCUAUGGACGUCUGAGAUCUUCCAGAAAAUGUUCUCGCAACCUUUCUAUGGGGAGUUCAGUAAUGGAGUUCACAAGAUGGAAGGCGACUUCGCCAAACCACUUCAGCCCAUUUCGACUUUCUCAGGCUCGAUCGCGAUUAAGCUGUCAGCCUUUGAACUGACAUCCGAUGGGGAACAUCUUGAUCCAGAAGAAUUAUCGCGACAUAACUGCGGGUUAGAUGAUGAUGGGUGGCUGAGGAUAUCAUCCGAGCUUCUGGGAUACCACGCAAAAGUUAAUAUUACGAUUAAUGGUCCUUUCCAGCCCAGCCAUUUUUCUUCAUAA